CCCAGCUAGGCGGAGUUAACCACUCUAUUAAAACUAGCUCCCCGGUGAACUGCUUCGGAGUUGUUUGCUCAGUAUAAACCUCUAAUGAACAAAAAGACAUCUUUUUAGCUGAACAGUCCUUUAAUCAUGGCACUGGCUGGGGUUAGAGUUAUUGAGCUGGCAGGCCUGGCACCCGCACCCUUCUGCGGCAUGAUCCUGGCAGACUUUGGUGCCAAGGUGACCCGUGUGGACCGGACCAAAGUUCCUACGUCUUUGGACACACAAGCGCGGGGGAAACGAUCUGUGGCCAUCAACCUGAAGACCACGGAGGGUAUAGCUUUGCUCAGGAAGCUCUGCAUAAAGUCUGAUGUGGUCCUGGAGCCGUAUCGCAAAGGUGUUAUGGAGAAAUUUGGCCUUGGUCCACAUGAGCUAUUAAAGGAAAAUCCUCGGCUGAUCUACGCUCGCUUGACUGGAUAUGGUCAGAGUGGAUCUUAUGCCACCGCAGCUGGGCAUGACAUCAACUACAUUGCCAUGUCAGGCCUUUUAUCCCGGCUGGGUCGCAGUGGCGAGAAGCCUUACGCUCCGCUGAAUCUGUUAGCAGACUUUGGAGGCGGUGGUCUUACGUGCGCUCUGGGGAUUGUCCUGGCGCUGCUGGAGAGGACAAAGUCAGGGAAAGGACAGAUCAUUGAUGCUAGCAUGGUGGAAGGAGCAGCAUAUAUGGGUUCGUUUUUAUGGAAAUCUCGUAGUAUUGGUUUGUGGAACCGGUCUAGAGGAGAAAAUAUAUUGGACAGUGGAGCUCCCUUCUACGAUACCUACCAGACUUCGGAUGGGCAGUUCAUGGCUGUUGGUGCCAUUGAACCUCAGUUCUACAAACAGCUGCUUAAAGGUUUAGAGUUGGAUGCUGGAGAGUUGCCUUCUCAGAUGAGCUUUGAUGAUUGGCCAGAGCUCAGACGAAUCUUCACAGAGCGUUUUGCCUCAAAGAGCCAGGCGGAGUGGUCAGAGAUUUUUGAUGGGACUGAUGCCUGUGUUACACCUGUGUUGUCUUUUGACCAGGUGAGCUCACACCCACAUAACCGGGAAAGAGGCUCUUUCAUGAAGGACUCCAGUGGGGAAGAAAGCCCCCGACCAGCUCCGGUUCUGUCUCGCACUCCUGCUGAGCCUUGCCUCACCUCCGACCCCGUUACUGGAGAACACACGGCUGAGGUCCUACAGGAGUACGGCUUCACAUCCCCACAGAUAAACCAGAUGCUGUCAGCAGGAGUCAUAGAGUGCAAUGCUGUGAAGCCAAAGCUGUAAACAAACAAUCAAAACAGUCAAGUUAUAAAUGUUUGAAAGUCACACAGUGGCACCACCUUUUAAGAUUUGAAGUAAUUAACCAUGUGAUUGACAUACUGGAAAUAAACAACUGAUUUGGAUAAAGCAAAGCUACAUGCAGAGCACAUUUGAGUGACUAACAGUAAGAUCUGCCAUUCAGAUUGUGUCGAACAUAACUGUGAACAAAUCAAAAGAGAAACUAAGAAAGUUAUUUUCUUUUCAUAAGCUAGACGUCCUCAGAAUAUGUGAGUGAAUUUUUUUUUUUGCAAAGCACAACUACUCUAUUAAUCAUAAACUACUGAUAUCUGCUAAAUUAUCCAGCUCAGGAUGAGCAAUGGUCAUACAUAGCAAAAGAGGAUUGGAUAUCUCCUGAAAGCUCAGCAGUACCAAUAACAUUACAUUAAUUAGACUUUGUUGUUGUUUUGCUCUCCCGCAACAGCUUCUGAUUUGUUUGCACUAAUUCUGACACACGAUUGUUUAGAAAAAAUUGUUGUAGCCAGACAUGAUGUCACCCACUAAAGUCAUCUUUUCAAGACUUUGGCUUGGGGUUUCAAAGCUCACCCUUCGUUUUUUUUUUUAUUCUAAAGAAGGCCAUAAUUUACACAAUGAAUGUCAAGCUGUAUUAAAUGAGAUCAGAAAC
Molecule: messenger RNA, 1933 nt
Organism: Neolamprologus brichardi
Lineage: Eukaryota; Metazoa; Chordata; Actinopteri; Cichliformes; Cichlidae
Gene: amacr
Product: alpha-methylacyl-CoA racemase
Biological process (GO): bile acid metabolic process
Cellular component (GO): mitochondrion
Molecular function (GO): alpha-methylacyl-CoA racemase activity
Source: RefSeq, a predicted model, not a curated record